Messenger RNA from Myripristis murdjan (pinecone soldierfish), 813 nucleotides. RefSeq names its product RING finger protein 208-like. The coding region runs from base 217 to 642 and encodes 141 amino acids. NCBI's taxonomy places the organism in Eukaryota, Metazoa, Chordata, Actinopteri, Holocentriformes, Holocentridae. Gene Ontology annotation, biological process: protein ubiquitination. The transcript has 3 exons. The record is from RefSeq and is a predicted model, not a curated record. Gene Ontology annotation, molecular function: ubiquitin protein ligase activity.
CUUUACUCUGAAACGCAACAACAGAGAUCAAACCUUCAGUUUUAAAGUAGCUGGGUUAAUCAUUAAAUUGUUACACAGCCAAAUUCUGUGUGGGUCAGUUCCAGAGACAUCCACCUCCAACCUCUUUGCCAUCAAGCUGAAAGGAUACAUUCAACUUCCAGCAGCUCCAGCAGUCACUUCUUGCUCUGCAGCCUGAUCCUCUUCAUCACUGUCACCAUGGUUAUAAAUGAGGAAUAUGAAUGCCCGGUGUGUUUCCAAGCAUACUCGAGGCAAGACCGGAUUCCCAGGGUCCUUCACUGCCAACACACCUUCUGCACCCCCUGUCUGGAUGUCAUGUCCACACUGCAUGGUGGCAUCCGCACUGUCUCUUGCCCGCUGUGUCGCUGGAUUACCUGUACUCGUGUCAGCCUCACCUUAUCCGGGUCCCUGUGGGUCAACACACAGGUUUGGGACCAGAUCUCAACGAAGGAAAAUGACAAGGACAAAGACGCAGUGGAUGAGUGCUUGAAGAAUUGCACAGAGAAGCAGCUUCCCAAUGCAAAUUCCCCUGCAUCAAGACACUCUGGUUUUAAAUCCAAACUCCAGAAAUGCCUGAAAAUCAUCAGCUGUGUGGCGGUGCCAAGAGACCAAGUGGAAAGUUGAUAACCUACUGUAUGUGACAUGAGAAAUGUUAUUAGAGGCUCCCUUUUUCCUCAUGUCGGACUUGAUAGACAUGAGGAAUGUGAAUGUGAAUUGCCAAGAAAGACUGAAUUUACUCUCUUGCAUUGUUAUCUUUAUCUUGCACGACUGUCUGCUGCAAUGUUGAAGUGACAA